GUGGUACGGUAGGAAUAAGGGUCCGGGGAUGGUGGGAGGGAGCCAGCUGGAGAACGCGAAUCCGCUCAUUUACCGGCGGGCGGGGGAGCGGCAGGUCACAGCGCAGGAGGAGGAUGAGGACGCGCCGGACCGGAUCGAUGACCGGGAGAUCUUUGAUCUGAUUCGCUGUAUAAAUGACCCGGAACACCCACUUACGCUGGAGGAACUAAACGUGGUUGAAGAAAUUCGAGUGAAGGUAAGUGAUGAGGAGAGCACAGUGUCCGUCGAGUUUACCCCGACCAUCCCGCACUGCAGUAUGGCAACGCUCAUCGGCCUCUCCAUUAAAGUAAAGCUCCUGCGCUCUCUGCCCGAGAGGUUUAAGGUGGACGUCCAUAUAACUCCCGGCACGCACGCCUCUGAGCACGCAGUGAACAAGCAGUUGGCCGACAAGGAGCGCGUGGCCGCCGCCCUAGAGAAUUCCCAUUUGCUGGAAGUCGUCAACCAAUGCUUAUCCGGCAGAUCCUCUGCUUAAAUCAGCCGUUCUGCUGGGGGGUUAUGGGUACCCAGCAUGCACUCCUGCCGCUACAUGUGACCUUUAAACAGGAAAAGGCAAAGUCAGGCCCGGACUGGGAUUUAGAAUAGACCCUGACAUAUCAAGUACACCGAGGCCCAAACAGCCCCCCCACCGGCCCAAUAAAUAGUGACUGCAGCCCCUCUGGCAUUGGCCAGAACCCACAGAUUGCCAGUCCGGGCCUGGGCAGAGACUCAGUCCAUUCAGGGUGUCACUGUAAUGUCCCAGUCAUGUUCUGCUCUGUGUGGGUGGAUUAGUGAUGUGUAGGCCAACAGAUAACCGGCCCCCGCCCCACAAACCCAUUUCCAACUAGGCUGCAAAUCAGCGUCUGUUUACAUAGACCCCGCCUUCCCCAUCUCUGAUGUCAUGAAGGGGGUGGGGCAGAGGGGGUACCGUUAGGUCGUGGGUGGGAAUAGCUCAGCUUAAACCCGCCCCCAACCUGAAUAUGUUGUGCAAGUGCCGACCCCCACGGGUUUUGGGAGGUCCACACAUCAUUAAUACAGAGCAGGCUGUUAUAAUGUGUAUAUAAUAUAUAUUGUGGGUGGGGCAUACGCACCACUAUUUCCAGAACAGGACUGGGAAAUUAAUGUUUCACCCUAAAUGGAUCGAGUAUAAUAAUGAUAGGAACUGGACUUAUUUUCAUUGAGAUUAAAGUGUUUUUGUUA
This is a messenger RNA of Xenopus tropicalis (tropical clawed frog), 1215 nucleotides long. It is a transcript of the gene ciao2b, whose product is annotated as cytosolic iron-sulfur assembly component 2B. Gene Ontology annotation, cellular component: cytosolic [4Fe-4S] assembly targeting complex. Gene Ontology annotation, biological process: protein maturation. Lineage: Eukaryota; Metazoa; Chordata; Amphibia; Anura; Pipidae. The record is from RefSeq and is marked provisional.